AUGACGACUGAGAGCUACACGCCACUAGACGCUCCGCUAUUCCUGACUCCACAUGAUCCAGUCUUCACCGAUGCGCAAUGGGACUCUCUACUCUCGCUCUGCGACGUGGUUAUCCCUGCGCUUACCACUGAAAAAUCAACAAAAUCCUACCAAAAGAGAAUUACCACUGAAGAGUUCGAAUCGACCCUGUCAUCCAUUACCGCCAAUCUCAAGACCCCGGAUGCGGCUCAAGUAGCUCGCCAAUUUUUAGAAGAGAAUGUAUCCUCCAAUCCGCUGUUCAAGGAAGCUCUUCGUCGCACGUUCUCGUUAUAUGUCCCUCAAGAAGCCAAGAAUGGCUUGUCUAUGAUCUUGAGCGCACUCAACACCCGUGCUGGAUCUCUACUUUUAACCGGAUCAUUGACCCCCGUCCAAAACCAAUCCUUUGAUGCAAGAGAAAAAGUUCUAAACAGUUGGUUGACCUCUCGACUACCACAACUACGCCAGGUUGCCAGAUCUGUAAUGCUUUUAUCAAAACGUCAAUGGCUCGUUAAUAGUCCCACUGCAAACCAAAUCAUCGGUUUUCCCCGUGUACCAGCUUACGGCAAACCAGCAGAAUCCUUUGAGUACGAAUUCCUCCAAUUCCCUCCCGGCGAUGGAAUUGAAACUAUUGAAACCGACGUUGUCAUUGUCGGCAGUGGUUGCGGUGGUGGCGUUGCGGCAAAGAAUCUAGCCGAGGCAGGUCAUCGUGUGAUUGUUGUCGAAAAGGCAUACCAUUAUCCAUCUUCUUAUUACCCCAUGACCCAGAGCAGCGCCUUCGCGCACAUGUUUGAGCAAGGAGGUAACUGUAUCACGGACGACGGCUACAUGGCUGUAGUAGCCGGCGCAACCUGGGGUGGUGGCGGAACAGUCAAUUGGGGAGCCUCACUUCAGACGCAAAACUAUGUACGUCAAGAAUGGGCAGAUACCGGUCUACCGUUUUUCACAUCUUCGGAGUUUCAGAACUCGAUGGAUCGCGUCUGUCAGCGGAUGGGCGUACACGCUGAAUAUGAACAAAGUUUUCAGAAUAAAAUUACACUUGAAGGGUCCCGGAAAUUGGGAUAUAAUGCGCAAAUCAUCCCGACUAAUUCUGGAAACCAACCGCAUUAUUGCGGACAUUGUACUCUGGGUUGUCAUAGUGGUGGAAAACAAGGGCCUGCUGUAUCGUGGCUUGUCGACGCUGCAAAGGCUGGUGCUGUUUUCGUUGAAGGAUUCAAUGCUGGAAAAGUUUUGUUCAAAAAUGUCAACGGGAAGAAAGUGGCAUCCGGAAUUCAGGGUGUAUGGACGUCUCGAGACACCCAUCUGGGUACUUCAGGCAGGGAUGUUACACGGAGAAAGGUUCAAAUCACGGCAAAGAAAGUCAUUGUAUCAUGCGGUUCGCUCCAGAGUCCUCUAUUAUUGAUGCGCAGCGGCAUCAAGAGUAGUCACUUGGGCCGUCACCUCCACCUACAUCCAGUCCUAAUGGCCAGCGCCAUCUUUGAAGAAGAGACUCGACCCUGGGACGGCGAUUGUCUAACAACUCUAGUGACCGACUUUGAGAAUCUAGACGGCCACGGCCACGGCCUCAAAAUCGAAAACGUAACCAUGGUACCUAGCAUGUACCUGACCACAUUCCCCUGGUUCGAUGGCCUACAAUACAAGAAACUAGCCGCCAGCAUGAAUCACAUGGCUGGAUUCAUCACCUUGACCAGAGAUAAAGACUCAGGCCGCGUAUAUCCAGACCCGAUCAGCGGCCACCCACGAGUCGAUUAUACCAUCUCAUCAUUCGACCGCAAACAUAUCCUCGAGGGCUUAAUCGCCGCGGCAAAAAUAGCAUACGUCAGCGGAGCCACAGAAUUCCACACCUCAUACCGCGACAUGCCACCUUUCAUACGAUCCAAAACCCCCAAAACCGAAACAGAAGACGACAUCAACAACGGCGUAAACGACCCGGAAUUCCAAUUCUGGAUCAGCGAAUUCCGUAAAAGGUCCCCUCUAGUAGCAGAGGUCGGUACAGCAGCUAGCGCUCAUCAAAUGGGGACAUGUCGAAUGUCGAAUUCGCCUAAAAAUGGUGUCGUGGAUCCUGAUGGGCAGGUUUGGGGUACGGAGGGACUUUAUGUGGCGGAUGCAUCUGUUUUCCCGAGUGCGAGCGGAGUGAAUCCUAUGGUUACGAAUAUGGCGAUUACAGAUUGGAAUAGUCGCAAGUUGGUCAAGGUGUUGAAUAGGGAGAGAACUUUUCAAGAGAAAAAUCAACAAAGGCUCGCUCUGAUUGGCUAUAAGAUCAUAAAAUAUCAACUGCUUGCCGAAUUCCGUCGUCGCCCAAUGCCCUCGAGACAAUUCCACAGCAAAAAUAGACACGGCUGUAUUCCUUGCAAGAGGAGAAGAGUAAAGUGUAAUCUGGCCAGACCGAUAUGCAGGAACUGUGCCAGAAGGAAUAAAGUUUGCAUUUCAUCUCCUGGGCCGACAUCGACAGAGAGAAAUUCGACUAGACAGGCGAAUAUGGCUAAUAGUCAGAGCCUAAUCUACUUACUGCUCCGUAAUAUCAGCUAUAUCACAACAAAUGAUUCAUUUUCCACUCUCAGACCCCUAAACCCAGACCUCUUCUUCUUGGAAAGAUACUUCUCUCACAUUUGUCCAACACUAUCCUCCAGACCAGAGACCCAACGGAACUGGGCACAAGCCGUGACAGACCCGAGUCAAUCCUCAAAGCAGCCCCAUUACCUGACCCAUCUACAAAUCGCUAUUUCUGAACUCCACUUCUGUUUAAUAGACAGAGAUACUGCCAUCACGCUAUCAGAGAGGAAGCUGUAUCAAGAACAAAGUUUCUACCACCAGAAUGCCGCUUUGUCGAUACUGCGUCCCUUACUGGCCUCGGCGGAGGAGAUGCGUACAAGAGGUUUGGAGGAAGUCACAGCUUUGUUUAGUGCGGCUUGGUUGAUAUUCUUGUUUAAUCUUACUUUUCCGCGGGGAAUUAACUCGAAUAAGGAAUGGAUUUUGAAUGAGAUUCUGGAGUUGAGUGAAUUGUCAAAGGGGGUAGUGGCUGUUAUGUUAGGUGCUAGUGCUGGAAUUACCUCCAGCAACCAUUCAGCUAUUGAAGGACCGGUACACUGCAAGGAUGAGGAUGACGAAACUCGCGAUGCAAAGACUAGAGUCAUGUCCGGCCCAUUACGCCCCUUCUUCAACCAUCUCCUCCCCUGGAAGCAUGAAGAUGUCCCACCCAGCGUCCGAAGGCAAAAUCUAUCACCAUCCGCACAGGCACUUUUCGGUGAAAUCGAAUCAGCGGAGUUUACUACUGACGAUACAUACCGGAAAGAAUUAUAUCGCCUCGCAAUCGAAGAGCUCGAGCUGACCGCCGUGGCAAUGAAGGCACAUACCCAACACCCAUCGUUCAUAUUCAUGUGGCUCAUAGGAACAAAACGGGAAUUUAUGGAGUUGAUUAAACGAAGAGAUGAAUUUGCGCUGAAGAUUUUGAGGGAAUAUGGGCUUAUGUUGAAGACGGUGGAUGGGUAUUGGUGGGCGAGAGGGUUGGAGAGGACGACUGUUGAUGGGGUUGAUAGUGCGUUGAAGUCGUUGUCGGGCUUGCAGUGUAAGGGUUGA
This is a messenger RNA of Talaromyces stipitatus ATCC 10500, 3591 nucleotides long. RefSeq names its product long chain fatty alcohol oxidase, putative. Lineage: Eukaryota; Fungi; Ascomycota; Eurotiomycetes; Eurotiales; Trichocomaceae. The coding region runs from base 1 to 3591 and encodes 1196 amino acids. Gene Ontology annotation, biological process: regulation of DNA-templated transcription. The transcript has 8 exons. The record is from RefSeq and is a predicted model, not a curated record. Gene Ontology annotation, molecular function: flavin adenine dinucleotide binding; zinc ion binding; oxidoreductase activity, acting on CH-OH group of donors.